AUGGAGACUUCGCUGCGAUAUGGAGGAGAUUCCAAAGCUCUAAAAAUCCACGCCAAGGAAAAGCUUCGUAUCGACACCAACACCUUCUUUCAGGUUCGCGGAGAGCUUGACACAAAAUCUGGACAACCGAGUUCCGGGAGGGCACUCAUUAGACAUUUUUAUCCAAAUUUUUCAGCGACGCUUGGCGUUGGAGUGAGGUAUGAUAAACAAGAUUCUGUAGGAGUGAGGUAUGCUAAGAAUGAUAAGUUACGAUAUACUGUUUGUGCUAAGAAGACGUUUCCGGUGACGAAUGAUGGUCUUGUUAACUUCAAAAUUAAGGGAGGAUGUGAUGUUGAUCAAGAUUUUAAGGAGUGGAAAUCUAGAGGAGGGGCUGAGUUUUCGUGGAGCGUAUUCAAUUUUCAGAAGGAACAAGAUGUUAGACUCAGAAUUGGUUAUGAAGCUUUUGAACAGGUUCCUUAUCUGCAGAUCAGGGAGAAUAAUUGGACAUUUAAUGCAGAUUACAAAGGUAGAUGGAAUGUGAGAUAUGACUUGUGA
This is a messenger RNA of Lathyrus sativus (Indian pea), 534 nucleotides long. The record is from the annotation of a GenBank genome assembly. Lineage: Eukaryota; Viridiplantae; Streptophyta; Magnoliopsida; Fabales; Fabaceae.